Messenger RNA from Cynara cardunculus var. scolymus (artichoke), 1150 nucleotides. RefSeq names its product short-chain dehydrogenase TIC 32, chloroplastic-like. NCBI's taxonomy places the organism in Eukaryota, Viridiplantae, Streptophyta, Magnoliopsida, Asterales, Asteraceae. The record is from RefSeq and is a predicted model, not a curated record. The transcript has 8 exons. Bases 86 to 1030 code for a protein of 314 amino acids.
AAUAUUUGAGUUAUUGCACAAUGAAGUUGAUGAUAAUACCAAUCAAGAUCCUGCAUAAUCUACCUAGUUUUCUUAACCCCAAAAAAUGUGGAUAUUUGGAAGGAAGGGGGAAUCUGGGUUUGGAGCUUCUUCAACAGCAGAAGAUGUUACUAAAGGAAUCGAUGGUACUGGUCUCACCGCCCUUGUUACAGGAGCUUCAAGCGGUAUCGGGUCAGAGACAGCACGGGUCCUUGCGUUGCAUGGUGUACAUGUGGUUAUGGCCGUAAGAAAUAUAGAAACCGGUGGAAAAGUUAAAGAAACUAUACUUACAGAAACACCCGAUGCUAAAGUCGAUGUGAUGGAGUUAGAUCUCAACUCGCUGGCAUCUGUAAGGAAAUUUGCUGCAGAGUAUCGUUCCUCCGGCCUUCCUUUAAACAUUCUCAUUAACAAUGCAGGGGUGAUGGCUCCUCCGUUCACGCUUUCAAAAGACAAGAUUGAACUACAGUUUGCAACGAAUCAUUUAGGUCAUUUUCUUUUGACGAAUCUUUUACUCGACACCAUGAAGAAUACAUCGCGGGAAAGCAAAAAAGAAGGAAGAAUAGUUAUCGUAUCAUCUGAGGGUCAUCGAAUUACAUAUAAAGGAGGAAUUAACUUUGACAAAAUAAAUGAUGAAUCAAGUUAUAGCUCCAUAUACGCGUAUGGACAGUCGAAGCUGGCCAACGUACUGCAUGCUAAUGAGCUAACGAGGCGUUUUAAGGAAGAAAAGGUGGAGUUAACAGCAAACUCGCUGCAUCCUGGUGCAAUUGCAACCAAUCUUUUACGUCACCACAGCAUUCUCGAAGGGGUGGUUGAUUGGGUGGGCAAAUACUUCUUGAAAACUAUUCCACAGGGGGCGGCAACUACGUGCUAUGUGGCGUUGCACCCACAAGUGAAAGGGGUUAGCGGGGAGUAUUUCGUAGAUAGUAACAUAGGCAGACCGAGUUCUGUUUCUAAAGAUUCGGAAUUGGGGAAGAAACUGCGGGAUUUUAGCCUGGGCAUGGUGGCUCCAUGAUCAGAUUGGCAUAUCUUCAUAUAAUUGUUGUUAUUUUAUGUGUAUUUGUUAUGAAAAGAUUGAAUCAGAUGUAUUUAUUGUUGGUAUACAGAUGAAAUAACUUUGAACCAAGGUUCUAAA